GUGGGAUUUAUUCCCCAUUGAACAUCGUCAUAUGUUUAGUGGGGGUUGUUAUCUGGUCGGAACGUGACGAAAUUCAAGUCUCCAGUGAUUCUGGGAAAACGCUCGAGAACUUCUCCAAAUACCGGCGGGAAAGGCUGAUCAGAAUACAACCCAAUGAUAAUGCUCAACUAAUCACAGGUAUAGAGUUUGAAGAUCAGGCAGUUGGAAAAGGGGCCGUUGGAACUAUUUGUACUUAUCAACAUUCAGCGGGUGUAGUAAUGGACCACAAUGAUCUGGUCGGCUUAGUAGGGUCAAUCAUGGCUCAUGAGUUAGGACAUAAUUUUGGAAUGCAGCAUGAUAGAGUAGAAUGUGAGUGUCCUGAAUAUCAGUGUGUCAUGUCGAGUAUGACAGGUAUUACAGCUGUACCCAGAUACUGGUCUUCCUGCUCCAAAGAUGAUCUUUUCCAAACCUACCAACGAAAAGUAGAUAUGUGUUUGUGGAAUGUUCCUUUACGCAAUCAUUAUUCCAAAAUAUUCAGAAAGUUUUGUACAAAUCCCUGCUGUAAUGCAACCACGUGUAGACUGUUUGAAAAUGCCACCUGUGCAUCAGGAGAAUGCUGUGACACUGUCACUUGCAAGGUAUUACAUUAUAUAGUUACUAGCCGUGACUAUCAUAGACAGUUUACAUAUAUUGGGGAAUUUGUGGAUAUUUUGUGUGGCAUGCUACACUGCUCAAAAGGAGAAGACCUAAUGAUUGGGUCAAAGUCUGGUUAUACCCGAUAUACAUCUAAAUGGACUGGCUCUUCUAAAAUCACUUGCGUUAUGGCAAAUAUAGAUUUGGGCUUGACUGUUAAAGACCCUGGCCAGAGUCCUGAUGGAGCCAAAUGUGGCAAGUCCAAAAUGUGUUACAAAGGAAGAUGUUUGGAUGUGACUGACAUAAGUACAUCCUGUCCAUACAAUUGUUACGGAAAUGGAUUAUGCAACAGUAAAGGGAAUUGCCAUUGCAAUGAAGGAUAUGGACCUCCAUACUGUAACGGGCCAGGCUACGGGGGUAGCGUUGACAGUGGGCCAGCGACCAGAGCUCACUAUGGAAACAUGCUUACCAUUUAUAUCAUAUGUCUCGGCAUCUUACCUCUGCUGUUUAUCAUUUGCUUAGUAAUUUACUGCUUUCGACACCAGGUGGCCAAUACAAAAAUUGGCAGGAUUUGGAAAACAUCAAUCAUCACAAAUUAUCAGUUCUUUCGGGGCAGUAGUCACAGUUCUUUGCCAGGAAGAAAGAAUCUUCCGAAGUCUACUCCCCCUAACUUAACACAGAAUAAAGGGAGAACAGUAGCACUUAAGAUCUGUCAGAAAGAAACAACUUCACAUGCCAUAUCCAAUACUAAUGAGAUUUCAGUUCCUUGGCUACAAACUUCAAAAAUGAAAACAGAAACACGCUGUAUUGUGCCUGUACGUCCUGCACCUCUUGUUCCAGAAAAAAAACAACCUUACAGUUUACCAGAAAAACCAUCUAUGAUUUUCUCAAGUUCCUCUUCAAAAUCAUCUUCUUUGAAUACUUCAAAAAUAGAAGCUGUACAUGUUCCAAAAAGUUCUGUAAACAUAUCGACAGCACCUGUGUUACUCCUACCAAGUUCACUAAAGAAACCCCCCUUAAAGCCUCCUAUGCCACCCCAAAACAGAACUUCAGCAAUAGGAUCAAAGGAACCAAUCUCUAGUCGUCCUCCACUACUACCUCCUACCAAGUCUCGAGUAAAGCUAGUCACAGCAGACAAGUCUUCUCAGGGUGACCCCAAAGAAACCGUUUGCUCAACAUUUGAAGUUUCUCGAAAUCGCACCGCUCAGGGUGGACACAUAUCUUCUCUACCAAAAAUUACCAACAAAACAUCAUCUAGUGAGAAUGACAAAGCACCAACAGUGGCAUCAUUAAGACAAGCUUUUGAAACUGCCAAUCUCAAGAGAAAUCAAGAGUGAUUCUAGAACACUGUGGUAUUUAAACUGUUGUGUAAAUAAGUGAUAUAAGUUUUGUACUUAUUCUGUCUGUGUGUAUGUAUGAUUGUAAUGAAAACAAUUCAUCAUCAUUACUCAGAUCUCCUCCUCCCAAGGAAGGUGUAGUCGAUACAUAUCUAACUCCUUUAUUUUUGAGUUUGUUAAUACGUCCAAUGAUGUCCUUACUUAAUAUAUUUAUAAAAGCUUUAUUGAAGAGAUAAUAUGGUCCAACUGGCAUAAGCCAGACACAUGAUCUUUAUAAACAACAUGGCACAUUGUUGUGGCAAAGAUGUUAUAUAAACAAGGCUGAGUGAUUACAAACUGUUUUGUAAAUAAAGUUGAAUCUACACUUAUGACAAUAUUGUAUUUUAUCUCCACAAGUUUGAAAAUAUUUAUUUUCUAUGUGAUGAUAUAGAUGUUUACAGAAUAAAAAUGUUAAAAAUAAGAAUUUAAAGCUUUAUAAGGUAAAAUGGAAAUACAACAGGUUUGUCUUGGUUCACAAGAACACUACUUGUUUUUAGUUGUGGAAACUAAUACAUAAAAUAAAGGUUAAUCUUCAAAUGAUU
This is a messenger RNA of Limulus polyphemus (Atlantic horseshoe crab), 2530 nucleotides long. Its product is annotated as disintegrin and metalloproteinase domain-containing protein 19-like. The record is from RefSeq and is a predicted model, not a curated record. NCBI's taxonomy places the organism in Eukaryota, Metazoa, Arthropoda, Merostomata, Xiphosura, Limulidae. The coding region runs from base 258 to 1949 and encodes 563 amino acids. Gene Ontology annotation, molecular function: metalloendopeptidase activity. The transcript has 13 exons. Gene Ontology annotation, biological process: membrane protein ectodomain proteolysis.